Messenger RNA from Contarinia nasturtii (swede midge), 907 nucleotides. RefSeq names its product larval cuticle protein 3 (gene Cpr100A). The record is from RefSeq and is a predicted model, not a curated record. Gene Ontology annotation, cellular component: chitin-based extracellular matrix. Gene Ontology annotation, molecular function: structural constituent of chitin-based larval cuticle. The coding region runs from base 33 to 698 and encodes 221 amino acids. The transcript has 6 exons. Lineage: Eukaryota; Metazoa; Arthropoda; Insecta; Diptera; Cecidomyiidae.
UGUGUGUGUUAGAUUUUUUCAAACGAGGAAAAAUGUUUCGUUUUAUUGUGUUAGCAUCGGUGCUUGCGCUCAGUGUACAGGGUCAAUACAAUCCUGAUCCAAAAACGGCUGCUAUUAUUAGUGAGCAACGUUACCUGUCGGGUGAUGGAAAAUUUGGCGCUGCAUAUGUACAAGAAGAUGGGACAGACUUUAAAGAGGAAACUGACUCAGAUGGAACUCGCCGAGGAUCUUAUAGUUACAUCGAUCCAAACGGACAGAAACGCAGCAUUUCAUACACGGCCGGAAAGAACGGAUUCCAAGCAACCGGUGACCAUUUGCCAGUACCACCACCAGCACCAGCUCAUGCUCAAUUGGCUGCCGUCCAAGCAGCUCAAUACAAUGCAAAGAACUACGAUUUGGGUGGUGCUGAUGGUUUUGAUGAUGGCCAAUAUGAUCCACGGUACAACGAUCCAAGCUUUGAAGGUAACUCGCGUGGUGUCCCAGUCCAAUCUUCCUACGUUCAUCAACCCGUUCCUCAACAACCACAACCACAAUACGUUCAACAACCGCAACCACAACAAUACAAUAAUUUGAACAACGUUAAUUACAUUGCACAAUAUCAAUCAACAACACCAAACCCACAUCGAUUCCAACCACCAGGUAAAUUAUCUUUGAGCAGAACUCCGGAUGGCUUUAGUUACAGCUUCAACAAAGUUUAAACACGUUCCGACUAUUUUUUGCUGUAGUUUUUUCUCGUUUUUUUUUUUUGCUCAAACAUGUGAAGCAAUUUAUUAUUAUUAUUAUUACUACUAUAUUCUUUGUACGUUGUUUUCUGUUUGUUUAUAUGUGUAACCAAAUCGAUAUUUACACAAACACACUUAUGCUUUCAAACAAAAUACUCAACAAAAAAUCACAAUUUCCCUAUGAA